Molecule: messenger RNA, 1233 nt
Organism: Austrofundulus limnaeus
Lineage: Eukaryota; Metazoa; Chordata; Actinopteri; Cyprinodontiformes; Rivulidae
Gene: cfap263
Product: cilia and flagella associated protein 263
Biological process (GO): cilium assembly
Cellular component (GO): ciliary basal body; axoneme
Source: RefSeq, a predicted model, not a curated record
UGACUGUAUUUAUUGCCACAUAAAACACAAACAGAGCCAUGUAAAAAUACAGCACAGCUAUUGUAAGAAACUUUCACAGGUAUAUAUGUUUUAAAUAUAAUAAUUCUUAUCUUAUUUUAUUUCAAAAUUUGACAAGCAGGGUUUUUUUCCGUAAGUACGCGAAGGUAACACGGAUCCAUAGCAACCAAAGUUCCAGUGCAUCAUAGCAACCAUGGAGCGCGAGCUUUCAGCGAUGACAGAAAAAGACAAGGAAGUAACUGAACAGAAAGAGCUUUAUUACAACCAGGUUAAAGGACCAAGGUAUUCUAAUGCAGCCCUGCUGGCAGAGAAUGACACAUUUGAAUGCUUCAUUGGCCGUUUGGAUCCUCAGGACCUGGAGCUUCAGGGUGAGGGAGCUGGUCCAGACGCAGCAGGAGACUCAAAGUUGGAGAAGUUUAAUCUGAAAAAUCAGACAUUGCAGCUCCAGGAGAAGAAACUCCUGCAGCAACUCCAACAGCAAAAACAAGUGGGAAAACCAGAUUAUGAGGUUUUUUACCAGGAGUAUGAUGAGCCCAGAGCUGACAAAAGCCUUGAUGAACUUCGACACAACAGUUUUAAAGUACAACGAGCUCUUAGCAGACACAAGGAGAAGCUGCAAAGUGUGACACUGGACUGUACAGAACUAAGUAACCAAAUUGCCAAAAAAAACRUACUGCUUGCAAAACUUGACGAGGAGAUAGAGCAGGCUGAGAAGGAUCGUUUAAAGGCGGCGAGCCUCAACCAACUCCUGCGCACGGAGCUCUCAGAUCAUCAGGCUCCUGAUAUCAUGGAGUACAUGUACGCCAAGGACAAACAGAAGAGGCUGCAGCAGAGCAUUCRCAGCUGGGAGAGAAAGGUUGCAGUUGCUGAGAUGGCCAUGAAGACGCAGAUAAGAGAGCGACGCAAACAGAGAGUUGCUCUUACUCCUGCAAACAGCACAGAGUCUGGGUUUGUGUCUGGUAAAGGUCAAAUUCCAAUAAAGCUCCCACACAUAGCAGAAAAUCAAGCUUAGAUAAGUGAAAACUUAGAACCACUGAAGGUUAUAAUCAAGAUUAAAAAUAAGUUGAUAUUGCUACUUAAAAAAAACGUUAGAUAUUUAGCAUUUUAUUGUUGUCCAAGUGUAGAAACAAAACAGUCAGAUUAUAGUCAGUGAUUUUAUCACACAAAAAUCAUUAAGAAGUGUAAUAAUGUUUAAUAAAUAUAAAAACUAAGCUG